AUGUCUUUUUUCAAAAAACUUACUAAAAAGUUCAACAAGAAACAAAACAAAGAAAAUGAAGAUAUCUCGUGGAGAAAUAUUGGAGAUUCUACUCCAUUUGAAAAUUUCGAUGAAAACUAUUACAAUAAUUGGGGUGAAGAAGAAGAUAAUAAUUGGAAUAAUGAAGAAUGGAAUAAUGAAGAAAAUGACCAAUCCACUUGGUCGACAAACAAUGAAGAGACUCCUCAAGAUGAAGAUUUGUCUGCCACUGUUAUUGUCGAACAAGAGAAUCGAGCAGAAAAUAUUUCUGAUACUCUUGUAUUAAAAAAUGAAAAAUAUCAAUUAGAAUAUUUGUUAAUAAUAUUAAAUCUUUUAUUUAUUUUAAUUUCAACUCCUGUUGCUUUUGGAUUUGGGCUUUUAUUAUUGUUUCGUUUUAAAUUUUUAUUAGAAAAAGCCAGAUUAGCAGAUGGAGAUUAUUAUACUUUUUUAAAUCCAUUUGAUAUAAAAUUUAGUCAAGCGAAUAUAUCAAAUGUAUUUAGCUAUUCUGGUAAAACAUUAGAAGAAACAAUCGAACAAUUAUUAGAAGAAGAUGUAGAAUGUAUCAAGAAUAUACAAGCAAUUGAAGUUUGUAUUAUUAAUGAUACAUAUUAUUCAAGCGAUAAUCGCAGACUCUAUUGUUUUAGAGAAGCGAUUAAAAGAGGGUUAGAAAUUAAAAAGAUACCUGUAUUGGUAAGAAGAUUUACCGAUACAAAUAUGAAGUGGAAGUUAGAGGGGAGCUAUAAAAUUAUUCAAAAUAAAAAUUUUAAUAAUAUAAAUAUUAGUGAUAAAGCUGCCAAUGGGAGGGUGAUAGAUGAAGAUGGUGAUACCAAAACAAUAAUGAGUACGGUAGAAACCAUCUGA
Messenger RNA from Cetraspora pellucida, 879 nucleotides. The record is from the annotation of a GenBank genome assembly. Lineage: Eukaryota; Fungi; Glomeromycota; Glomeromycetes; Diversisporales; Gigasporaceae.